GCAUUUUAUGAAUGAAAACUGUAUCUGGAAACAUUGGUAUAAAAAUCAUUUGGUUAGAAUGUCUUGUAUCACGUUAAUCAAUGGAGAUUUCAUCUUGGGAGUUCCCCAGUUCUGUGACAUUCUUGGUAGUAAUAUUUGUAAAAACACGAUCGUGAAUUUGAAAUAUUUGAUUUAUUCAGUUCUUUAUUUUUUGGCCAUGGAGAACAAUACAGAUGACUUUAUAGCAAGAACAUAUCAAAUUGAUCUUUUGGAAGUAGCACUUAAACAAAAUACUAUUGUUUAUCUACCCACUGGUGCUGGAAAAACAUUUAUUGCUAUUAUGCUUAUAAAAGAAUUAAGUGCAGAUGUUCAAAGACCGUUUGAUGAUGGGAGGAAACAUACUGUAUUUAUAGUCAAUACAGUACCUUUGGUUACCCAACAAAGUGAAUAUAUUAAAAGAUUAACUGAUUUAUCUUGUGGAGCAGUCAGUGGUGAUUGUAAUGUUGAUUUUUGGAAAGAUAUGGAAUGGGAGCAACAGUUAAAAAACAGUCAGGUGUUAGUAAUGACGGCUCAAAUUUUAGUAGAUGCAAUUUGUCAUGGAUAUAUGCAUUUAAGUAAAAUAAAUUUAAUAAUUUUUGAUGAAUGUCAUAGAGCAGUAAAUGAUCAUCCUAUGAGACAAAUAAUGCAGCUUUUUGCAAAUUGUCCUGUUAAAGAGCAACCAAGAAUUUUAGGUUUAUCAGCAACCCUAUUAAAUUCUAAUGUGAAGUUGAAUAAAGUGGAAUCAAUUAUUAAGUCUUUAGAAGUAACUUUUCAAGCAAAAGUAGCAACGGUAAAUACAUUUGACCAACUUCGUAGUUAUUAUCCAGUUCCCGAACAGAUAUUUGUUAAAUUUGAUGUGUGUGAUCCAUCUGAUGUUGAAAACCAAAUUACCACUAUUAUUAUGGAAACAGGUCAAAUUUUGGAACAAAUAGUUUUGGAUACUUCAUUGAGAAACAUUGAAUCAAGCAUUGAAUUUAGACCCAAACCUGUUAUUAAAAAGUUAAUUUCUAUAAUGGAAGAUAUUAAAAAUCAAUUUCUACAUACAGGAAUUUAUGGUGCUGAUAAAUCUGCUUUACUACAUUUAAUUCAAUUAGAAUGUUUAAAAAAAAAUGCAGAGGAUUUGGAUACUGUGUAUAUUUUGGAAUAUCUUUUAACACAAAUAACUAAAUGUAGGAAGUUACUUGAAAAUAAAAUGAAAAUCAACACAGAAUUGGAAAGAAUUCAUAAUUAUUCAUGUGACCAAACGCGGAAACUUUUCCAUCUAUUAAAAAAUUUCUAUAACAAUAAAUGUGAUGAUCAGAAGUUUUGUUGUAUUAUUUUUGUACGACAACGAUUUACGGUGAAAGUGUUAUAUCAAGUGUUAAAGAAUUUGUCAAUGCACGAUGAAGAAUACAAAUUUUUAAAACCUGAUUUUGUGGUUGGGUUCUCAAAUAAUCCUUAUAAAAAUUGUAAAGAAUCCUUAUGCAUAUCAAAAUGGAACAAGGAAGCUUUGCUAAGGUUUAAAAAUGGUUUGUCAAAUUGUAUUAUUGCAACAGACGUUAUAGACGAAGGUAUAGAUAUACCAACAUGUACAUUAGUCAUAAGAUAUAAUUUACCAAUGGAUGUUAGAUCAUAUAUUCAAAGUAAAGGAAGAGCACGAUUUGCUUCCAGUCGUUAUGUAUUAUUAUUACCAAAAAAUGACGCGACUUAUUUAGAACGGUAUAAGCAAUUUCAAAUAGUGGAGCAAUAUUUACAACAGCUUUUAGUAGGUAAAACCAAUAUUCGUGCAGAACCAACAAAAAAUGAAAUUAAAAAUGAAUUGUAUAAAUUUGAUAUUAAACCAUAUGUUGUUAUUGAUAAAGAUGGAAUAACAAAUACUGUAACAGAGCAGUCAGCAAUUGGUUUAAUAAACCGGUACUGUGUUUCAUUAUUAAAAUCUAAAUAUGUUUCUUUAGUACCUGUUUGGAUAUUGUACAAAGAAAAAUUGAAUGGGGAUGAUCUUUGUAAGGUUUCUCUUAAAUUACCGAGUAUAGCCCCAUUAAAAACCGUUAUUUUUGGUGAUCUUAUGCCCUCCAUUAAUUCUGCAAAAAGGUCUGCAGCAAUGAAGAUGUGUAUAGAAUUACAUAAAAUUGGCGGAUUAUCUAAUAAAUUAAUACCAAAUAUAAUAAGUAUGCCAGAAGAAAAUAUUGAUUAUUUAUUUCCAACUUGGAUAAAUGAGGAAGAGUCAGAAGACAGGGCAUUAAUUGGAACUUACAAAAAGAAACGACAUCAUAAAUUACAAUUUCCAUCGGCUCUGUACGGUGCAUUUCCGCUCCCAGGAAUGAUAUUAUACUUGCAUGUUCUUCAUGUUCAGCCUAAGUAUUCUGUACCGCAUGAUGAUAACCGACAUUUGGUAUUCUACAAUUUACUGAAUAGUGCUGCAGGCUUUGCAAUACUUUCUGCAAAUCCAAUGCCGAAGACACCAUCAUUUCCAUUAUUUAUGAAUGCUGAUGAAUUGAAUGUUGAUGUUAAAGUAAAUUAUGCAACAAUGACAUUAUCUGAAAAAGAAAUUGGAUACUUAAAAAUUUUUCACACUUUAAUAUUUAGUCAAAUUAUACCUGUCAUAAAACCUUUCAUGUUAUUUGAUAAUUACAAUUAUGAUAAUUGUUUUCUAGUUGUACCAGUUGAUGAAAAGUGGGAAAUAAAUUGGCCGAUUAUAAAACAAUAUGAUUGUAUAAAACGAAUACAACCGUCAGUUCCUUUUCAUUUUAAGAAUAAUGAUUAUGAAUUAUCUUUAGUUAUACCUAGUUACAGACCUUCUGCGGAUGUAUAUAUAGUUACACAAAUUUGUGAUGAUCUUACACCAAAUUCAUGUUUUCCAAGUGAAAAUUUCUUUUCAUAUGCUCAUUAUUUUAAAGAAAAACACGGUUUAGUCAUAAAAAAUUCAAAGCAACCAAUGUUAGAAGUAAAAACGAUAUCGAGAAAGAUUGAUUAUAUAAAACCCAGUCGCAUGCAGGUUGAAUCAAAGAAACGUAAAUGGGCAGAAUCUUCUAAAGAUUUUAAAGAACAUCUGGUUCCAGAAUUAUGCAUCAGGAUUAACUUUCCACCUUUAUACUGGCUGAAAACAACAUUGUUACCAUCUAUUUUGCAUAGAGUUUCACAACUUUUAAUUGCAGAAGACUUAAGAUAUACUAUUGCUGAAGAAACUAAGUUAGGGUUGUUAUCGAAUGAUAAUGAAUGGCCUCCAUUAGUAAUAACUGAUGAAGACAAAGAAGAAUCAUUUGACCGUUUACUAGAUACUUCUACUAAUGAAACUAUCGAUGAUUCACAACCAGAAUCAGUUUUAAAUGGUCCAGAAGUAGAUGUAUUGAACAUAGAGACACAUCACUAUCCAUGGUCAAAAGACCAAGAACCACCCGAUUUAUAUAGAAACAUUGAAGAAGUUCAAUUGAUUCAGAUUGAACAUUAUUGUCAAUUUAUACAAGGAACAUGUGAAUUCAAUAAUGAUGCAAUGAAAAAUAGUAAAGUUCAUUUUAGAAAUAGACCAUCAGUAGCAGUACCUGAUUUGAACAUUUUAUUAUUAAAAGAUUCAAAAGGACCUGAUCCCGUGCAAAUUAUGUAUGCUCUAACAAGUAAAUCAGGGCAAGAUGCAUUUAAUUUGGAACGCCUAGAAACUUUAGGAGAUUCUUAUUUAAAAUUUAUUGUAUCUUUAUUUUUGUACACUACGUUUCCAAACUGUAACGAAGGUCCGUUAACAACAUUAAAAGGGAAACUAAUUGGUAAUCGUAAUCUUUAUUACUGUGGAGUUAAAAAGAACAUUCCCGGACGUAUGAAAGUUGAUGAUUUUGCACCAUUAAGUAAUUUUAUUGCUCCUGCUUAUACAGUAAACAGACAGCUUCAAACAUUAUUAUUGGAAACAGAGGUAUCACCAAAUGUUUUAUAUGAAAUUCAAAUACCUAAAACUGAACAAUUUAUUGGAAUUAUAAGUGAAACCACCAAUAGUGUAAUAGAAGAGAAAGUAUUAAAUUGGGAGCCAGCAGAAUCACAAACUGGCAUGGAACAUUAUCUUGGAAUACAAACUGUUGCUGAUAAAACAGUAGCUGAUUGCAUAGAAGCACUAAUUGGUGUAUAUCUUACACAUUUGGGUAUUAAAGAUACCAUUAUUUUGUUGAAAUGGUUACAAAUUUUACCAAAUGAAAUUGAUAUUCGUGGGCUAUUAUAUGAUAUUUCAGAGGAUUUUGUUGCUCAGGAGAAUAUAAAUCGUUUCAUGCCGUGGGCUUCCAACAUAGAAACAAAAAUUGGGUAUAAAUUUCAAAAUCAAGCAUUUUUACUUAAGGCUUUUACACAUCCCUCGUAUACAGCAAAUAAUGUAACCGAAUGUUAUCAAAGAUUGGAAUUUCUUGGUGACGCUAUACUCGAUUUCUUAAUUACAUGUUAUAUUUAUGAAAACUGUGGAAAUUUAAAUCCUGGUGAAUUGACAGAUUUAAGGUCUGCUCUUGUUAAUAAUAUUACUUUUGCGUGUUUAAGUGUACGAUAUGGUUUACAUACUGCAUUAUUAGCUUAUGCACCAAAUUUAAAUGAAGCGAUAAAUCGUUUUGUAAAAUUUCAAGAAGAAAGAGAUCAUGUUGUAAAUGACGAGCUUUUAUGGAUCUUAUUGGAAGAAGAUGAAUGUAGUGUGGUCGAGCAUGUAGAUGUUCCUAAAGUGUUAGGAGAUUUAUAUGAAUCUGUCAUAGGUGCAAUAUAUUUGGACAGUGGUAAGAAUCUUAAAAAAACUUGGGAUAUAAUAUACUCGCUCAUGCAUAAAGAAAUUGAUGAAUUUAGUAAAAAUAUCCCAAAACAACCAAUUCGUGUAUUAUAUGAAACUCAAGGGGCUCAUCCACAGUUUUUAAAUGCCCAUAAAAUUGAAGGCACGAACGGAGUUAUGGUACCUUUAAAAGUAACUAUCGCUGGAAAAGUAAAACUUUUUCACGGAUUUGGUAUAAAUAAAAAGCAAGCUAAAUGUGCCGUUGCUAAACAAGCUUUAAAAAGUUUGUUGUCUACAUAAAAAUA
Molecule: messenger RNA, 5025 nt
Organism: Osmia bicornis bicornis
Lineage: Eukaryota; Metazoa; Arthropoda; Insecta; Hymenoptera; Megachilidae
Gene: Dcr-2
Product: endoribonuclease Dicer
Exons: 26
Coding region: 8-5020 (1670 amino acids)
Biological process (GO): apoptotic DNA fragmentation; pre-miRNA processing; siRNA processing
Cellular component (GO): RISC complex; cytoplasm; nucleus
Molecular function (GO): DNA binding; deoxyribonuclease I activity; protein binding
Source: RefSeq, a predicted model, not a curated record